Ilyonectria robusta is the source of this 1359-nucleotide messenger RNA. RefSeq lists its product as uncharacterized. Lineage: Eukaryota; Fungi; Ascomycota; Sordariomycetes; Hypocreales; Nectriaceae. Bases 1 to 1359 code for a protein of 452 amino acids. The transcript is spliced from 3 exons. The record is from RefSeq and is a predicted model, not a curated record.
AUGCCUCGGACACGCCAAUGGACCCGCGACCAUCCCCAGCCCGCUGAAUCCCACGACGACAAGAAAGGAGUGGAAUGUCGUACCUCGAAGCGUCUGCGGGAAUCUUCACCUUCGCAGGACAACUCCAACGCCAGUCCUCCUACCGCUUCAACGAUGGAGUCAAGCUCGAAGAUUCCGGAGCCGCAUUCAGAUGAAACCCUCCCCCAACACUCCAAGAAGAAGAAGUCUGGAUCCACCGAACAACUGUUGCCGACCGUCGAACCCUUCGUUGAUUCACCGCAGUUGAAUCUAGACAUGCCCUCAGUCGACCCAGAAGAGAAACCAACAGUCGACCAAAUCUCCGAACAGGUUAGAGUCGAAAUGUUAGAUAACCUACGGAUCCAUGAUAGGGUCUACACCGGUCACUACUGGCCUGAAAUAAACGCUGGGAUCCGGGCUUUUGCGCACAGUCACUUCGAGGACCUUCGGUGGGACCAACUGGAUGAAUGCACCAAAGAGAAAUUCACCACAUGGACUCCAAAUGCUCGUAAGGUCUUCGAAAUGACGGGAGGCUCGACUCGUUUCUUUACCUCCUGGAUUUGGCGCAUCUUAGCCAAUUCGAUAUUCAAUCAGAAGUCUGAUAAGAUCAAAUGGGUAUCACCUUACUUCAAGGCUCAAAAUGAUAUGCUGAACCACCUGCAAGAGCUGACGCCAAACGUGGCAUCGACCCUCUCAUUUCAAUGGAACCGUUGGAGAAUGGAAACGGUGCAUUUGUUCGAGUCCGCAAGCACACCAUUACCUUUCAAGGAAUGUAUCUUGUACCGCAUCGACCAGAGUUGUAUUCGUACAAUUAUCGCUGAUGGACUUGGUUCAUACUUCCCUCGCGAGUUGGAAGAGUCCCAUUUAAUGAAUUUAGGGUACGCAGUUGUUCAGAUGGAGAUAAUCUUCGCUAGAAGUCUGGUUGAUCUGCAACUUAUUUUUCAUCACCCCACCUUGGGUGAGGUCUCUGGGUUCGAUUUCCAACCAGAAAUCGACGGCUUUGAUGGCCAUGCUAUGUCCAAUGUGGAUUAUUUUUCCACGCGUGGGCAAAGUCCUAAGGGGAGAGCCCGGGAGCUUGCUGUGCAGUAUGAAAAGGGUCAACCUGGUCGCCCUGUCGACUUUGUCGUGGCCCCCAUGCUGUUGGGCCGCCAUUUGAGGGCAUUGUAUCAGGACCAGAUCAUCUACGAACCGAUGGCAGUCUGCGUGGGUUGGGUGGCCGACUUUGAUGCGGAGGAGAAGGAGAAGGACGAUGGGAAGAAGAAAGAGGAAGAGAAGAGUGAGGAGGGAGAGGGGGAGGAGGAGGAGGAGGAGGAGGAGGAGGAGGAGGAGGAGAAGGCAUAG